CGCCGCCAUUUUGAGGGGGACGGCCGGCGGAGGGAGGAGCUUUUCCAGCUCAGCCGUCGGACGGGCUCUGCUUCGGACUCCCUUUCUGUCUCCUAUACCCACACGCUGUCUCUCUCGGCUAACUCGUCAUGAAUAUCUUUCGGCUGGCCGGCGAUUUCUCGCAUUUAAUGGCAAUCAUCAUCCUGCUGCUGAAGAUAUGGAAGACUCGGUCGUGCGCUGGUAUCUCCGGGAAGAGUCAGGUUCUGUUUGCAUUGGUCUUUCUCACUCGAUACCUGGAUUUGUUCACUAUUUUCAUUUCUCUGUACAACAGUUCCAUGAAGGUUAUCUACAUUUCUUGCUCAGUUGCCACGGUGUACUUGAUCUAUUUCAAGUUUAAGGCCACCUAUGAUGGAAACCACGAUACGUUCCGUGCUGAAUUUCUGGUUGUUCCUGUGGGCGGAUUGUCGUUCCUUGUCAAUCAUGACUUCUCUCCGAUGGAGAUCCUGUGGACAUUCUCUAUUUACCUGGAGUCAGUUGCAAUUCUCCCCCAGCUCUUCAUGAUCAGCAAGACAGGUGAAGCAGAGACCAUCACGACUCAUUAUCUCUUCUUUCUCGGCUUGUAUCGUGCCCUGUACCUUAUCAACUGGAUCUGGCGUUUUUACUUUGAGGGUUUCUUUGACCUCAUUGCUAUUGUUGCUGGCUUGGUUCAGACUAUUCUCUACUGCGACUUCUUCUAUUUGUACGUCACAAAAGUUCUCAAAGGAAAGAAGCUGAGUUUACCAGCUUAAGUGCCAAAGAUCAUCUACGUUUCUGUCGUUGGUUGCAUCCAGGCAGAGGAAGCAGAAAACUUACCAAGAACGUAAGAUGCCUGAGACAGAGAGCAAGGGGACACACUUAAGAAUUGCAUUUAAAUGUCAACAGCUGUUCUGUAGUCUGAUGGACCACAAACAUCAGUUUUCUGUUUUACGCAUCUUGCCUUUUUUAUUACAGUGUAAAAAUAUAUUUUCUACAAAAGGAAUAUAUACUGAAAGGAUGAAUUACUUGCAGUGGUUUAAAAUAAAAUUUACGAGCAUAAAUUGGAAAUACUGAACGUGUUUCCCUUUUAGCUGUUUACAAGGAUAAAGUGCAAAUUGUUUAAAUAAAAUUUGAAAAUGACCAGUUCAAUUGUUUAAACAUAGCAUCUGAUGUGCAAAACUGGUAUGUGAUUUUUCAACCACUUGCUGUAUUUAUUUGAAUUUGCCAAAUUGUUUUGAAGAAUUCAUUCUUUCCACAGCCCCCCAUAAACACUAGAAUUUCUUGAGGCUAAUAUAAUUAAAUAUGCCUUGUUGUCUGGCUGACAAGGUUUCCUUUAUUCAAUCAGUGGUUAAGCCACCUUCAGAUGGAAUGCAUGUAUUCUGUCCUUUGGCAUAUGUUCUUGUGAACAUAGAACAUGGAGAAUAAAGAUUACAGAAACCUUACUAGAUGUGCAUAUUACUGACUGAAGAGUGAUUUGGACCUUUUAACAUUAGAUAUUCAAGGGACCAUGAGACUGAGUUUAAUCUUUGGGAUUUUGUUGAACAAAUCACUUUUAGAAUUGUUGGUCUUCGCUACCACUCUUUUGAAAACAUUGGGAGGUUUAUCUUGGUUUUUUUUUACACACUAAGCUGUUGCAUGAUAUCUUGUGAUACUGCCCCAAAUAAACAUUUUAUGGAAAAUGCU
Hemiscyllium ocellatum (epaulette shark) is the source of this 1677-nucleotide messenger RNA. RefSeq names its product KDEL endoplasmic reticulum protein retention receptor 2b (gene kdelr2b). Gene Ontology annotation, molecular function: ER lumen protein retrieval receptor activity. Gene Ontology annotation, biological process: protein retention in ER lumen; endoplasmic reticulum to Golgi vesicle-mediated transport. The record is from RefSeq and is a predicted model, not a curated record. NCBI's taxonomy places the organism in Eukaryota, Metazoa, Chordata, Chondrichthyes, Orectolobiformes, Hemiscylliidae. Gene Ontology annotation, cellular component: membrane; cis-Golgi network; endoplasmic reticulum. Bases 129 to 767 code for a protein of 212 amino acids. The transcript has 5 exons.